Messenger RNA from Rhagoletis pomonella (apple maggot), 909 nucleotides. RefSeq names its product zinc finger MYM-type protein 6-like. Lineage: Eukaryota; Metazoa; Arthropoda; Insecta; Diptera; Tephritidae. The record is from RefSeq and is a predicted model, not a curated record.
AUGAUUGCGAAUGCAACUAAUACCGGCAAUAACAAUAUCCCACCUGACUUAAACACUUAUACAAACACCGGAUCAAAAAAAUUUCUCCAUGCAUGGCUAGACCAAUUUCCUUGGUUGCAAAAUGUCAAUGGAGCAAGCCAUUGUAUGGCUUGCGACAAAAAGUUGUCGAACCAUGUCACUGAUUUAAAGAAACAUGGUUCCUUGGCCGUACAUUUGCAAAACGUGAAAAACAAGAAAAAACAAAUACAAAUCCAAAAGUUUUUGAGUAGCGAAGAAAUAACGUUAUCUGGACAAGUAAAAUACGCUGAGCUAACACUUGUCAUGUUCCUUAUUUGCCAUAAUUUACCAUUCCUUCUUAUGGAUUUUUUACCAGCGCUUCUAAAGGAUUGUUGCCCUGACUCCAAAAUUGCUGCGGCUAUUCAAUGUGGCAGAACGAAGUCAACCGAAAUUGCUGACAUUUUGGGCAACAAAGCCAAAAAUAAAAUCGUACGUAAAUUAAAAUCGUCAAAAUUUUCCCUCAUUGUGGAUGAGACCACUGAUUUGUCUACAAAGACAUGUUUAGUCUUAGUUGUAAGAUAUUUUGACAAACUAACACAAAGGGUAUAUGAUUCGGUUUUAAGUUUAAUUGAAUUAAAAAAUUGUGAUGCAAGUUCCAUUUAUGAUGCAAUCAAACAGUUUUUUUGUGAACAAGGUAUUCCGUUAAAAAACAUAAUCGGUUUAGCAACCGAUGGUGCUAACGUAAUGGCAGGACAACUUAAUGGUUUAAGGGCAAAGCUUAAGCCCGAUACUGAUUUCUUUUAUAUUAAAUGUACCUGCCAUUCGUUGCACCUAUGUUCGGCUUAUGCAAGUAAACAGCUCACACUUCCUCACAAAAUUGAAGAGCUCUGUCGCAACAUUUUUAGCUUGUAA